CUCAGGUCUUGCUCUUUAAUGGAGGCCGCAAUUAUCAACUUUAUUUCUUUCACCUUCUUUCUUUCUUUCUUCUUUUUAGUCCAUACACAGUGGAAGAAGAAGGCAAAAAGCAGUGGGAAACUGCCGCCUGGCCCGUGGAAGCUGCCUAUCAUCGGGAACUUGCUCCACUUGAGUGGCUCGCUGCCCGCCCACCGGCUCCUUAGCGAUUUAGCCAAAAGGUACGGCUCCUCGUCGGGCCUCAUGCACCUUCAAAUUGGAGAAAUUCCAGCUGUGAUCGUGUCCUCGCGAGAGAUGGCUAAAGAGUUCCUAAGAACUCACGACCUUGCUUUUGCGAGCCGCCCAGAACUUACGGCCACCAAGGUACUCUUCUACAAUUGUUGGGAGGUUGCGUUCUCUCCGUACGGAGAUCUCUGGAGACAAAUGCGCAAAAUAUGUGUGACGGAGCUCCUCAACGCCAAAAUUGUCCGCUCCUUCAGCUCCAUCAGGAACGACGAGAUCCAUCGUCUACUGGCUCACAUCCGUUCAUCUUUGGGGAGGCCACUCAAUAUGUCUCAGAGAAUCGCCUUGUUUAUGAGCUCCCUUACAUGCAGAUCCGCAUUGGGUAGGGUAUUCACUGGGAGAGAGGAAUUAGUUGAGCUAUUGGAAGAGAUGUCGAGCUUGGUGGGAAGCUUCGAGUUCGCUGAUGUGUUUCCCUCCUGGAAGCUUCUUCACUCCGUCUGCGGGAACAAGAAUAGGAUGCUGAAAAUUCACCGUAAAGUAGAUCCAAUUAUCGAGAACAUCAUUAAAGAGCACGAAAAGAAGUUAGAAAGUGGCGAGUUAGGGGGUGAUGAUGAAGGUGAAGAUAUAAUUGGUGUCCUCGUCAAACUUGAGAGGAACGGAGGCCAUCAACUGCCUAUCACCCACGAAGUUAUCAAAGGCGUAUUCCUCGAUAUUUUUGCAGCAGGAACCGAGACAUCAUCAACAACAAUAGUGUGGGCAUUGUCGGAAAUGAUGAAAAAUCCUAGGGUGUUUUCGAAAGCACAAGCUGAGGUGAGAGAAGCUUUUAGAGGGAAAGAGAAGUUGGAGGAGGAAGAUAUGGAGGAAUUACUAUACUUGAAAUCAGUGGUCAAAGAAACUUUGAGGUGUCAUCCUCCGGUUCCUUUGUUAAUUCCCAGAGAGUGCAGGGAAGAAACUGUGGUGUGCGGAUACACCAUACCGGUCAAAGCAAGAGUACUUGUUAAUGUGUUUGCCAUCGGCAGGGAUCCUCGGUACUGGGAGGAUCCAGAGAGUUUUAUACCUGAGAGAUUUGAAAACAGUUCAAUUGAUUUUAUGGGGAACAACUUUGAAUAUUUGCCGUUUGGCAGUGGAAGGAGAAUAUGUCCAGGAUUAGCAUUUGGUUUUACCAAUUCUCUAUCUCCUUUAGCACACCUGCUUUACCACUUUGAUUGGAUGUUACCUCCUGGAAUUACUGUUGAUACAUUUGACAUGACAGAGACGGCUGGAAUAUCUGUAGGAAGAAAGACUGAUCUUGUCUUGAUUCCUGCUACUCCUAUUAAAUAGGAAA
This is a messenger RNA of Ipomoea nil (Japanese morning glory), 1543 nucleotides long. Its product is annotated as premnaspirodiene oxygenase-like. The record is from RefSeq and is a predicted model, not a curated record. Lineage: Eukaryota; Viridiplantae; Streptophyta; Magnoliopsida; Solanales; Convolvulaceae. The transcript is spliced from 4 exons. Bases 19 to 1539 code for a protein of 506 amino acids. Gene Ontology annotation, molecular function: heme binding; iron ion binding; monooxygenase activity.